Molecule: messenger RNA, 2447 nt
Organism: Microbotryum saponariae
Lineage: Eukaryota; Fungi; Basidiomycota; Microbotryomycetes; Microbotryales; Microbotryaceae
Source: the annotation of a GenBank genome assembly
AUGACCGUCUCGACUAUGACCUCGACCGUCGACCGUCGCGUGUCGCCGCUGCCCUCGCCCACCGCUGACGACCUCCACUAUCAUCUCGACACGUUGUCCAUUGGUUCCGGAUGCGUUCUACCUUCAUCAGACCCUUUUCAAGAUGAUCGCUUGCUGCGGGAAGCACUGGACAAUGUCGUGGUGAGUUGCACGCAUCCAUCUCGCCUGGCCUCGAGUAGCAUCUCCCUGGCGCGCGCGCGUGUGAAUGAAUGACCCGACACGGCCGCGCAGCUGGCGGCUGCAGGCCGCUCGCCUGCGGCCCAGUACUGGCCCAGUCCCCCAAGGCUUGGCGCUCGGGCAGUGCAUACGUAGCCCUGGACGCGCGGGCCCAAUGCUCGAUUCUCUCUUCUUGACCCACUCCAAGACUCUUUACUCGAGGUUUUAUCGGUGGCGAUAACGUUAGACUGAUCACACAUCGAACGACAUGCACCCCCAGCAGACGAUCGCCGCCGUGCCCGACCGACCAACUCCGAGAUCGACAACAAAUGACUCACUGCUCGAGCACUAUACCUACCUAUCCGAGUAUUCGGACUCGGUUUCGGACCCACCGUCGGACCGAUCAACCUCGACUUCCCCCUCCAGGACCCAUUCGCCCGUAAAGACGCGUCCCCAACAAUUGCCACAGGGUCCAGCGUCGAGUUCAAUGACCUUCACGCGAUCCGCUGGCCCCUUUGUGGACGGCGCUUCGGCGAGUGGGAGCUCGAAUGGCCACGGCGGACGGAGUCGAGCACAGAGCGACGCGAGCUACAACCCCGGGACGUUGUCGAACCAGUCGACGACCUCGGCCUACAAGUCGAGUACGCGUGCCCCAGCUCCGAGGACGGUUCGGACCUCGAUCACAUCCGCCAACCUCCACAGCGCGGGGUCCCACCCUAAUCUCAGCACGAACGCCAGCGCUACCACCCGAGGUCCCGUGAGUCCGAGCGCCAACCGCAAUGCCAAAUUCAACACCCUCUCCGAUACCAACGGCAAAAUCAAUGGCGCCGGCAACAGCAACAGCAACAGCAACGCCAAAGGUACCAACGGCGCGCAAAUGACCAGGCAUGCCUCGUUGAUGAAUAAGAAAACGGCCCCUCGGCCGGUGGAAAGAAAAAGCGACGUACCCUUGGAUGUGAUUGACAAGCUCGACAUCAGUGGACUGUAUGGUGGAGGAGGUGAGCGCUCUCAUAUUAGAUUCAGCUGCUCGCGUAGGCAGGAUGCUGACGAUGUUACCAUCUGGGCCUCUGUCAGGUCUGGUCCGACACGACGGGCCCUACGCGGCAGCGACAGCAGCGAGGAACAAGGGUCCGUGUGCCCCCAUCGGCGCCUUCAACCCUGCAGCCUUAGUUCCACCUUUCGGCGACACUGUAUCCGCCAAGCCCAAACUCAAGGUCGCUCCCUCGACUGCCCCCGUGCGUCAUCAACCCUCUGCACGAUUAUCUCCCAGGGCUGCAGCUGCUCUCAACGCGAUGGAGCAAGAUGGUUCGGGACCGCAGGGUGGGAUUGGGAAAGAUGGACCUUACGCGGCGGCAGGAAGGCCGGCGUCUGAGGCACGACCUAAGAUCAAUAUGGGUUUCCCGAUCGCUCCGGGGGCUGGGAAGGGGUCGCAGUUGAUCGAGAUGUAUGGCGUCAGGUGAGGCCAAGAUCUGUCUCACCCCGGCGCUUCGCUGUCUUUUGAGACCGACAACUGACCCGGCUGGCGUGGUUCGAUUCAUCCUCCGCAGGGACUCGGAAGCUUGGGAAGAUUUCGGAAGGCGAGAUUGGAAUGCGGGCGGGGGGACGGCUUCGACAAGAGGAGACGCCAGCCUCACCAAGGAAGAUCGCUUCUGUAGGACCCAGUCGAUUUGGGAUAUCGAAGUCAGUUGCUUUGACCUUACUGGUACUUUUGAGGGGGUUAUGCUGAUCCCUGUCCACUUUGACCCCUGUUAUGACGACAGGCCACGCUGGCGGCUGGCAAACCUGUCGGAGUUCCGUCAAACCCUCCACCCAUGCCAGCUCUCGAUGAAUCCUACGCUGCGCACGCAUCCGCCCAUUCCCCGACCGACCGACCAAAGCGGACCAAGUCACUUGCUCGACGUUUCGGACGCUCCAACAAAGAAGGUGCGGCCCCGCCUCGCGAAGAACACGUCGCUUCAGGUGUCGUCCUCCAGGCACGGGACGAGAACGUCGGAGGAGCCGUUCGACCGGCGCUCGUUUCGGCUCAUACGACGAUCGGCGACGAGAGGAUCAAGGAUUGGUACGAUGGGGGACAACCUUUGAGAGGGGUCAAGAGUGCCGGACAGGAUCCGGACUCGAGCGUGGAUGAGAAAGAAGGCCUCAAGCGGCCGAAUGUGAUGCAACGAUUGUUCUUGGGGAGGAAGAAGGUCAGUGGUUUGAGCACGAUUCGAGGGCUUUGGAAGGCCGAUUCAACUGACGUUUUCGUUAACUGA